Jaculus jaculus (lesser Egyptian jerboa) is the source of this 4414-nucleotide messenger RNA. RefSeq names its product SEL1L family member 3 (gene Sel1l3). The record is from RefSeq and is a predicted model, not a curated record. Lineage: Eukaryota; Metazoa; Chordata; Mammalia; Rodentia; Dipodidae. Gene Ontology annotation, molecular function: protein binding. The transcript has 24 exons. The coding region runs from base 57 to 3383 and encodes 1108 amino acids.
GGCAGCCCCUGCCGCCCGCGCUCGGUCCUCCACCCCCGGGGAGAGGGGCUGCAGCCAUGGUCCCCCCGAGAGCCGCUGUCCCCCCGGGCCUCGGCGGCUCCCUCCCUGCCGGCGCGCUGCUCCUGCUCGGCUACCUGAAUUUUGUUCCAUCUUUGGGUAGGCAGACUUCCCUGACUACGUUGGUGAUGCCCAGAGCAGAACAGAGCACGGCUUACACGGACUUUAUUUAUUUUACUGCCUUUGAAGGAAGUGUGCGCAACGUCUCUGAAGUCUCGGUGGAGUAUUUAUGCUCUCAGCCUUGUGUUGUCAAUUUGGAAGCAGUUGUUUCAUCCGAGUUCAGAAGCAGCAUUCCCGUAUACAAAAAACGGUGGAAGAAUGAGAAGCAUCUUCACACCAGCAGGACACAAAUAGUUCAUGUGAAAUUCCCAAGCAUUAUGGUGUACAGAGACGAUUACUUCAUCCGACACUCCAUUUCCGUGUCCGCGGUGAUACUCCGAGCCUGGAUUACUCACAAACACAGUGGCGGGGGCUUGAAUGUUCGAUGGGAGGAAAACCUGCUACAUGCUGUGGCAAAGAAUUACACCCUGCUGCAAACAGUCCCGCCUUUUGAACGUCCUUUCAAAGACCAUCAGGUGUGCCUGGAGUGGAACAUGGACUACCUUUGGAACCUCUGGGCCAACAAGAUCCCCCAGUGUCCUCUGGAAAGUGAUACAGUUUCCCUCCUUGACUUUCCCUACGCCUCCAGUGGAGAAAACACAGGCAUCGUAAAGAAGCUUCUAGGGUUCCAAAACCGGGAGCUGGAAGCCACACGAUGCCAGCGCGUGGAUUACCCAGUGUUUACUCUUUCAUUGUGGCUCUAUUUACUGCAUUAUUGCAAGACCAAUCUCUGUGGAAUUCUGUACUUCAUUGAUUCUAAUGAGAUGUACGGCACACCUUCUGUAUUUCUUACCAAGGAGGGCAAUUUGCAUAUUCAAAUGCAUCUUGUCAAAGGAGAAGAUCUGGCUGUAAAAACAAAGUUCACCGUACCUCUGAAGGAAUGGUUCCGACUGGAUAUCUCUUUUAACGGAGGCCAGAUAGUUGUAACCGCCAGCAUCGGGCAGGACUUGGAAAGCUACCGUAAUCAGACCAUUAGCUUUCCAGAGGAUUUCUAUUACAAUGACACAGCUGGAUAUUUCAUUAUUGGAGGGAGCAGGUAUGUGGCUGGCAUUGAAGGGUACUUUGGACCCAUGAAGUACCAUCGUCUCCGCAGUCUGCACCCUGCUCAGGUCCUCAAUCCCUUUCUCCAGAAGGAACUUGCUGAACAAAUCAAGUUAUAUUAUGACCGGUGUGCUGAGGUUCAAGAAAUAAUCUCUGAGCAUGCUUUGACAGUACAGGUUGAGGGUGAGAGGCAAGAGGCAUGUAACUCCCACAACUCCUACCUGGACCUCAAGCGCAAGUAUGAGGCACCUGCUGUGUGCAGAGCCUUCCCCCGGGAGAAGGAGCUGAGAGACAAGUACCCGAGCCUGUUCCAGGCGCUGCUGCACAUGGAUCUGCUGACGGUGCCAAGGAGCCAAAAUGAAUCUAUGUUAGAAAUCGGCAGGCGGAUAUUUGAGAAGGCUGUAAAGAGACUCUCCAGCGUUGAUGGUCUUCACCAAAUUAGCUCUGUCGUCCCUUUUCUGAUGGAUUCCAGCUGCUGUGGUUAUCAUAGAGCAUCCUACUACCUCGCAGUCUUCUAUGAAACUGGAUUAAGUGUGCCCCGGGAUCAGCUGCAGGGCAUGCUGUAUAGUUUGGUUGGAGGCCAGGGCAGUGAGAGGCUGUCUUCAAUGAAUCUUGGGUACAAACACUACCAAGGUGUUGAAAACUACCCGUUGGACUGGGAACUGUCAUAUGCUUACUAUAGCAACAUUGCUACAAAGACACCCCUGGACCAGCACACACUUCAGGGAGACCAGGCAUAUGUUGAAACCAUUAGACUGAAAGACGACGAAAUACUUAAAGUACAAACCAAAGAAGAUGGUGAUGUGUUCAUGUGGCUGAAGCAUGAAGCUAUGCGCGGCAACGCGGCAGCCCAGCAACGACUGGCCCAGAUGCUGUUCUGGGGACAGCAAGGGGUGGCCAAGAACCCAGAGGCUGCCAUCGAGUGGUACGCCAAGGGAGCCUUGGAGACGGAGGACCCCGCGUUGAUAUAUGACUACGCUAUCGUGCUAUUCAAGGGUCAAGGAGUGAAAAAGAACAGAAGGCUUGCCUUAGAGCUGAUGAAGAAAGCCGCUUCCAAGGGAUUGCACCAAGCAGUCAAUGGCCUAGGAUGGUAUUACCACAAAUUCAAGAAAAAUUAUGUCAAGGCAGCAAAAUACUGGUUAAAGGCAGAAGAAAUGGGGAACCCAGAUGCGUCGUACAACCUUGGGGUUCUGUAUUUGGAUGGCAUUUUCCCGGGAGUACCUGGAAGGAAUCUGACACUAGCUGGUGAAUACUUCCAUAAGGCGGCCCAAGGGGGACACAUCGAAGGGACCCUGUGGUGCUCUCUCUACUAUAUCACCGGCAACCUAGAGACCUUCCCAAGAGAUCCUGAGAAAGCCGUUGUAUGGGCAAAGCACGUAGCUGAGAAGAAUGGCUACUUAGGCCAUGUGAUUCGUAAAGGCCUCAGCGCCUACCUGGAGGGUUCAUGGCAUGAAGCUUUGCUGUAUUAUGUGUUAGCAGCAGAAACUGGAAUUGAAGUGUCACAGACAAAUUUAGCUCACAUCUGCGAGGAGAGGCCAGAUCUGGCUGAGAGAUACUUGGGCGUUAAUUGUGUUUGGAGAUACUAUAAUUUCUCUGUUUAUCAAAUCGAUGCCCCUUCAUUUGCAUAUUUGAAAAUGGGAGACCUUUAUUAUUAUGGACACCAGAACCAGUCCCAAGACCUUGAGCUGUCUGUGCAGAUGUAUGCCCAAGCAGCCCUGGACGGAGACUCCCAGGGAUUUUUUAACCUGGCUCUGCUGAUUGAGGAAGGCACCAUUGUCCCACACCACAUUUUGGAUUUCUUGGAAAUUGACCCAACCCUGCAUUCCAGCAAUAUCUCCAUACUCCGGGAGCUGUAUGAAAGGUGCUGGAGGUACAGCAACGAGGACUCCCUCAGCCCCUGCUCCCUGGGCUGGCUCUACCUGCACCUGCGGCUUAUCUGGGGCGCUGUCCUGCACUCUGCCCUGAUCUACUUUCUGGGAACCUUCCUGCUGUCUGUGUUGAUCGCCUGGGCGGUGCAGCGUUUCCAGCUUGCCUCAGCCACUGGUUCCCUUCCAAUGCCAGCCUGGGCCUCUACAGACCCCACCUUGUCCACCACGACUCCAACUGUGCCUCCUGUUGCAGAUGGCCCUGGCCAUGACCAGCUCCCCGUGGCUGACAGCUCCGACAGCCCGGAGCCACAUGGGUGACCCUCGGACUCCAGCUCUCUCCGGCCGAGAGACACCCUUCAGCAGCUGCUUUGGGAAGGCUGGGGUCAGGGCAUUAUACUGGUGAAUACCUUUAAAAAGUCUUGACAACUGGAUGCAGAUUUUGCAGUGUGUCUUUUUUCUUAAAAAAAUCAAAUUACAAGGACAUGCUCAGAGCAGACUGCGGUGAUAUUAAAGGUUAUUAGAUGCUAGGAGCAUCUUGUUCGGAGGCGCACGUGGAAAGGCUGACUGGAUCAUCAGGUUUAGGUCCCUGAUGAGCGUAUGUUUUGGGAACUUGCCUUAUGAUAGGCAUAUUGUUUCUCAUACAUGGCUCUCCAUGCUCUCACGACUCUUAGUCCUUUGUUCAUCCCUUUUUUAUCAGAGAACAGAAAAUUGUGAAACUGUGACUCCUCUGUAGCAUGGACGAUGUUUUGGUACCCGAGUUGGCCACAGCCUGCUCCCAAAAGCCCGGCUGACAGGUUGCUUUGUAAGUUCCAAACCUGGCAGUUAGAAAGCACCUUGGGGGGAAAAAAAAAAACAAGCAAACAAACAAACAAAAACUCAGUGUAUGCAGGGAAGGCAAUGGCUUUGUACAUUGGUUUACAUUUUUCUCCUUGAAUUUUUCUAGAGUCGUAGUGCUUCCAAAUCAUUUGAUGACAUUGUUGGAUAUCUUUUAUGUUUCAGUUGCAAUCCACACAAUAACGUCUAGAGAAUCCUUAGUGUAUAAAGGUUGUCUUUGCCACAAAUUACCCAUUAGACUAGAGAUGGGCAGCAAUGCAAUAUGCAGAAAAAAAGCCUUUAGCUCAUAGUUUCAUCCCUAACCUUUAGGCCUGCCUGAGUCUAUAUAGGGGUGUGUGUGUGUGUGUGUGUGUGUGUGUGUGUGUGUGUAUGGUAAGAGGCAAGGUAGAACAGAAUGUCUGUAUACUGUAUGCUGCUAAGGUAGUCAAUAAAUCAGUAAUGCAAUAUUGUGGGACAAACUACCCUUUGCACUACUUUAUUUACAGUAGUAAAUAAAAUUAUUUUUAUACAGUUGA